UCAUGUAAACACACAAGCGACAUGAAGAGACAAGCAAACUAUCAUGAUGAUCCAGGCUCCAAACGUGGUGAAGCAGCAGUGUGCAAGCUGUGUGUUUUUAGGGAUCCUGACGUAACGCGGCAGUGGGGCUGUCUCUCCCACUCUGCCUGCCUGCAUUCAUAAACGGAUAUGAUAAAGCGGCGCUGAAUACACCCGAGCAGCGACAGCAAGUCAGCGCUCAACCAUGGCGGAAGAGGACGACGCGAAGAUUCGGAUUCUACAGAGCCUGCGUGGUAAAAUAUGUGAAGCUAAAAACCUGGGUCCCGUCUCGGGACCAAACCGACAAAGGGAUCUUUGUACCUUUUGCACCAUCAGUUUGGAUCAGGAGGAGGUGUUCCGAACCAAGAUGUUUGACAAAAGCGUCAGCCCGUUCUAUGGUGAGGACUUCUACUUUGAGAUACCUCGGCCUUUUCAGUGUUUAUCGUUCUAUGUUUAUGCCAAGAGCGUUUUCCAAAGGGAUUUGCCAGUUGGCAAGGUGUCAAUCAGAAAGGAUGACUUAUGUAACUAUAAAGGGAAGGAGCACUGGUUUAGCCUUCAGCCAGUAGACCCUAACUCAGAGGUCCAGGGUAAGGUUCACCUGGAGAUGAGACUCAACGAAGUGAUCACAGAGAAUGGCUCAGUGGGUCAACACUUACUUGUGCGGAUAAUAGAGUGCCAGGGAUUGCCACUCAUCAGUGGGCAGAUCUGUGACCCGUAUGCCACUGUGUCACUAGUAGGACCUGCCAGGUCCGACCAAAAGAAAACAAAGGUCAAGAAGAAAACCAGCAACCCUCUUUUUGAAGAGACCUUCUUCUUUGAGGUCACACGGUCCAGCAGCUACUCCAAAAAGUCACAUUUCCAAGUGGAGGAGGAGGACAUUGAAAAACUAGAGAUCAAAGUGGAUUUAUGGAAUAAUGAGAAUCUGGCUCAGGAUGUGUUCCUGGGGGAAACGCGGGUUCAUGUCAAGAUCUUGCGAAAUAAUCACAACCACAAAGCCUGGUAUCUUCUCCAACCUAAAGGGAAUGGUAGCAAGUCAAAGUGUGAUGACUUGGGAUCCUUGCGUCUAAAGCUGGCCUACGUAGAAGACACAGUGCUGCCAUCUGCCUGCUACACACCACUCUGCAACCUGCUGUUGAAAUCUCCUGACGUGAAGCCCAUCUCGGCGUCAGCAGCACACAUCCUGGGGGACAUCUGCAGAGAACGAUACGAGACUGUUCUGCCCACGGUUCGACUUCUCCUGCAUCACAAUCGUUUUGUGCCUUUCGUCUCGGCUGUGGCAGCGCUGGAGUUGGACAACACUCAGGAGGCUAACACUAUCUUCCGUGGCAACUCACUGGCAACGCGCUGCAUUGAUGACAUGAUGAAGAUCGUGGGGAAGAAUUACCUUGCUGUUACUCUGAAGCCUGUAAUUGAUGAGAUCUGUGAAUCGAAUAAAACGUGCGAGAUUGAUCCCAAUAAGCUAAAAGAAGGGGACAAUGUGGAGGUCAACAAGGAGAACCUACAGGUUUAUGUCCAGAAAGUCUUUUCCUCUAUUACUCAAUCCAGUGCCAACUGCCCUCCACUCAUGUGUGCGGUCUUCAGGUCAUUAAGACACCUGGCCUGCAAACAUUUUCCAGCUGACCCUCAUGUCCAGUACUCCGCUGUCAGCAGCUUUGUGUUCCUGCGUUUCUUUGCUGUUGCUGUCCUUUCACCACACUCCUUCCAGCUCCGCUCCCAUCAUCCUGAUUCUGAGAUUUCCCGCACGCUUACUCUCAUCUCAAAAACCAUCCAGACUCUGGGCAGCUGGGGCAGUUUGACGAAAAAACUGUCUAGUUUCAAAGAAUCAUACAUGUAUGACUUCUUCAAAUCAUUCCAGGAAGAUAAGUGCAUUGAAAAAGUUAAAAAGUUUCUAGAUGAAAUAUCUUCAAAUGUCUCAAAAGAGUCGAGUGGAUUGGAGGACGCAGUGGUUCUAAAGGAAGGGGAAGUACAGAAACGGGCCCAAGGGAGAAAACGGCUUGGCAAGAAAAACUUUAAAAAGCGAUGGCUUCGAGUGACCAACAGAGAGCUCUCCUAUCACAAACAUAAAGUGAAAGAGGCCCUCUGUAUCAUAAAUGUGAAAAACAUCCAGGCAGUGGAGAAACUGGAAGAAAGUGCCUUUAACCGUAAAAAUAUGUUUCAGGUGGUCCACUCUGAGAAGCAGCUGUACGUGCAGGCAGGAAACUGUGUGGAAGCUUGUGAGUGGCUGGAUGUCCUGGGCCAAGUCAGCCGCUGUAAUGAGUGCCGCCUGGCCACUUUUCACCCAUCCAACUACAGCGCUGGAGCCUGGCAGUGCUGCAAAAGCCAAACUAGCAGUGCGCCUGGUUGUAAGCCCUGCACAAUCAUCAUGCAGGCCAACCUGCAGCUGGACAUCGACUGUGAUCGGGAAACUGAGAGGAUUUUCUCCCUCCUCUCUGCAAAUGAUACCAAACUUCAAAACAUGGAAGACGCAUGUGCCAGCAUGGCAGUGUACCAAGGGCCCCAGCGAGAGCAGGAGGAAUACUCCAAGUUCAUUAUUCAGGAACCCAAAGAGACCUUUCAGACUCUCAAACAGCUCCGAAACAUCAUGGUGGAGCUUCAGCGGCAGCACGAGGUCAGAGGCGACGCCACAGCGCAGUACGGCAGCUUAGACAACCCAAUAGUGGGAAAAAACCCCUAACCGGGCCAGGCCAGUUCAUUGAAGAGAAAACACCAGUGACACAGGUGGAUGUCCUCAGGGAGUUCCAGAGAGGAAGCCCUCGCCAUGUGUCCCCAAGGAGGUCCUGACUUUUGGGAUCCUAACAACAAGUCAACUUGUGUAGGAUUUUAUGAGGGACGUCCUUUUUUUGGUUUUGUCACCAUCUUUACGCAGUAUGCCGUCACACCUCCGAGGCCCGCCUCCUCUGACUUUAGGUCCUUUUACGUAUAAAGAGCCUCCUUCCUUGUUGUUCACGUCCACAUCUGUGUGAGUAGGCUGCUAUUUUUAUUUUAUUCACCCAGUUUUAGGUUUAGGGAGGACCUUUAAGCGGGACCGUCCUGAACACUACUGAUGUUUUAGCAUCUUUCCCCCUUUGAACAGAUGUUUAUACUUAAGGAGAUAGAAGAAGCCAAUCUGCCUUUCUUUGGAUGUUCUUUCACAUGAAACCCUGAGGGAAUAAAUCACGCAGAAGCACUUUAAUAUUUCUCUCAACGAGAAACUGAUUACUAGAUACUUGGUAUCAGCUUUCCCCAUUUCGAUCAGUUACAUGAUCAUCAUUUUGUGUUUUCACCUCCUGUUGAUUUUAUGAUAUUUUUUUGACCAAAGACAAUUUCAUAGCUUUUGACUUGAAAAGCAAAAUUUAUGUAUUUUGAAUACAACUAUUUUAAAAGUGGAAACAAAUUUAAUAUCUAUAUAUUUGUUUAGAGCAUAUGUUUUUGAUAACAUUUUCGUGUCUUGAGGCAGGCAGAGGGCAUGGAUGCGAGUGCAAAUCCUGUCUGUGGCUCAUAUUGGUACGAGAGCAAUUAUGAAGGAAAUCCAAACUCUUAAUCAUGGAAAUGCAGACAAUCUCAGAAAUGAACACAUUUCUUUGUUCACAUUGCUGCUGCAGCAUCACUGCCAGAACAGACAAACGUCCAUAAAGGGAAACAAAUCCUGAUAUGUAAAAGCACUUUUUGUUUUUCUAAAUGCAUCCGUGGAAAUGAGGCCCAGCUUGUGAUUAUAUUUCUAUUUAUACGGCAUUUCUAUUUAUACAGAGGUGUCCGAAGUACCCGCGCUCCAGCAUUCCACACAUCGAUACGCCAGUAAUAGUCUUUUAUGUCCUGUCACUGCUUUUAAUCAACCUGAGCUGUGUUGAAAAGAAGAAACUUGAAUUUGUAAUUAAAACAACAAGUGCGACAAUCUUGGCUUAGCCAGUUUUUUUUUUAGCCACUAUUUUGAGACUUACUUGUUUUUUUUUGUCUGUGGUCUGUCAGCUAUUUCUAACGCACUUCUUGUAUAUUUAACCCAAUUUUCUUAAAAAAAAAAUAAUAAAAAGAAAAAAGUUAUUUGUAUGUUUUCUUUUCUUAAAUAUUGAUGUCACAUGUUGCCCUGCUGGUACGUCGCAUUGUUUACGCUUCUCCAAGGUUUCUGCUUUUUCUUUGUUUUCAUGCAUUCCUUUGCAAGACAGAACAAAAGGGAAUUGUGUAAAUGGCAUUUCAAACUUGCAUUAUUGCACAUCAAUGCUUCUACAGUUUUAAGAAAGUCCUGUAGUUUGUUGUGGUCUCUACUUGGGGGUAUACUGCGAAGCAAGUUUAGUGAAUAAGCGAGGUGUUAAGAGUGGAAAGCCAUGCUUGCCUGUUCAACGAAGGUCGCUCUCUUUUAAAGCAGCUGCUGGAUUUGUUAUUUUUUUAAUGUUCUUCACACUGAAAUGUUUCAGAUCAUCAAACAAAUUUAAAUAGUAAUUCGUGACAAUACAACUGGACACAAAAUGCAGUUUUUAAAUGAAACUUUUUAUUUAAGGGAGAAAAAAAGAUCCAAACCUACAUGGCCCUGUGUGAAAAAGUGAUUGCCCCCUAAACCUAAUAACUGGUUGGACCUGAGUGGCAACAACUGCAAUCAAGCGUUCGAGAUAACUUGCAAUGAGUCUCUUACAGCGCUGUGGAGGAAUUUUGGCCCACACAUCUUUGCAGAAUUGUUGUAAUUCAGCCACAUUGGAGGGUUUUCCAGCAUGAAGGGCCUUUUUAAGGUCAUGUCAGAGCAUCUCAGUAAGCUUCAGGUCAGGACUUUGACUAGGCCACUCAAGUCUUUAAUUUGUUUUUCUUCAGCCAUUCAGAGGUGGGCUUGCUGGUGUGUUUUGGAUCAUUGUCCUGCUGCAGAACCCAAGUUCAUUUCAGCUUGAGGUCACGAACAGAUGGCCAGACAUUUUCCUUCAGGCCUGCAGUUCUUUGGAUGUUGUUGUGGGGUCUUUUGUGACCUUGGAUGAGUCAUCACUGCGCUCUUGGGGUAAUUUGGUUGGCUGGCCACUCCUGGGAAGGUUCACCACUGUUCCAUGUUUUCGCCAUUUGUGUAUAAUGGCUCUCACUGUGGUUUGCUGGAGUCCCAAAGCUUUAGAGAUGGCUUUAUAACCUUUUCCAGACUGAUAGACCUCAAUUAAUCUCGGUUAUGUUGUAACAGGGGAGAGCAAUCACUUUUCCACAAAGGGCCAUGUAGGUUUGGAUUUUUUCUCCGUUAAUAAUAAAACAAGUUUCAUUUAAAAACUGUUGUGUUCAGUUGUGUUGUGAUUGACUAAUAUUACAAUUUUUGACAACAAAACACUUUUCAAAGGAAAAGAUCGCCAUAAACACGUCGACACUGCCAUCUAGUGGUCACAACGAAGUACAGCAUUUUAUAAUUUAGAGCAGUAAAAUAUGACAAUAUAGACAUUUCAAAGACGAAAAAAGACAGUUGUUGCUCCAAUUUAUUCAUUUUUCUAAAUGGAUAAGUGUUAAUAUGUCAAAAUUGUGCAGUGCUGAGUGUUGCUAAAUGACUUGUAGGGUAUAGAAUCAGUGUUAACUUGCUCAUUUACAUGCUCAGCAUUAUUCUGCCAGCGGUCCUCCUUCCUCUAUUGGCAAUGACAGUGUUGCUUUUGGCAAUAAUAAUCUUUUUCAACUCCUCAUAACUCUCCAUAAUAACGAGUUGCUCCUCUUGUGUAAAAUAUACUGACUGGGAUCAAUUCGCUUUUGAGAGGAAGUAAAAUAUUAUGACGUCAAAUGCCCCCUUUUCUGUGAACGCGCACUGAGCACAAAGCCGAGAACAGCAGUUGACAAAGUAAGUUGAUAACCACCGUUGCAGUAUCGUUUAACUUUCUUUGGGGAACUUAGAUUUUGUUGAGCUGCAUCUUGAGCACAAAGCCUGGGUUUGUUGAGCCACUUUCGCAGUAUACCCCCUUGGUCUUUCUGUGUCAAAAGUGUAUAAUAAACAUUUUGCCAAAGCUUCUCUUGCUUGUGGAACUUUUUUAUGGACCGCCAGAACAUUCUAAGAGCAGUGUAGCAAUAAUAAUGAUAAUAUAUAUUAAUAAAGCGUCGGAGCCUAAGGUUGGUAAAUUUGUAGUAUCGCCCAACCGUAGCAAGAACACGCUACUAGGGGUGAGCCUGAUACUUCUAGACCAGAAGCCAUUACGGAUAAAGCAUUUUGGCCGAGCAUGAGCAUCAAACGAGUAAAGCUCCUCAUUAUCCGUAAUCGUGAUGAAGA
Molecule: messenger RNA, 6199 nt
Organism: Dunckerocampus dactyliophorus (ringed pipefish)
Lineage: Eukaryota; Metazoa; Chordata; Actinopteri; Syngnathiformes; Syngnathidae
Gene: rasa2
Product: RAS p21 protein activator 2
Exons: 24
Coding region: 224-2692 (822 amino acids)
Biological process (GO): intracellular signal transduction; regulation of GTPase activity
Source: RefSeq, a predicted model, not a curated record